GGUCUUUAUUUUCUACACGGAGGCAUUUGUGGCGGAACCCUGUGAAAGCCCUGGCGAUAUGGAAGUGUAAGAUUGUUUUUAUUCUCUAUAUUUAUGAUUUAGAUCUUCUCAGCAUGAUUUAUUGUGUAUUUAACUGUGUAAAUAUCUUAAUUAAAGGACAAAAGCCUAAUCUUUGUCGUGUUUCGCUAAAUUCACGGAGUGUCGGAUAAGAAACUGAUUUAAGUGUUUGCGCACAGUUUAAGUCUGACUAAAGUUAAGGGUUUUUUUUAAUCUUUCCCUGUUUUGUUUAAUUAUUUUUCAGAAUAUAAUAAUAUCAGAGUUUGCUCGUUGAACCCUCGUGUGUUUAUUUCCUCAUAAUAUUAAACUAUGAAUAUUUCUCCGUGUUAAUCUCGAGUUUCAAUAAUCAGCCUUCAUCGAUAGUCAUUUUACACAAACUAACGGUUGAAAGUUAAUCUUGGGUUACUAAUAUUUUUGUACAAGAAACUGUCAUAACAGCAUUAUUUUAGUCUAAACCUCAUAAAAUCAAACAAAAUAACUGAAUUUUUUCCAUCUCUGAUAUUUUUGAUUUACAGGAAAAACGCAAGAGCUGCUAUGUUGAGCAACUAUGAGGUAAGACCGUGAUUUAUCUGUUUAUUUAUCAUCUGUUUGCAGUCGUAGUCGAUUAUUCAGUCAUGACAACACCAAAUAUUCUACACAAUAUUGAAAUUUCACACUAAAUCACUAAAUCAAGAACCAUGUGUUGAAUAUUGACUGAAAAGGCAGAAGCAGACUGUCUAGCAGAAGUCUAUCCUGUAUUGUCAACAUUUUUUAGGCUACGACCUCCAGAAAAGCAAAGAAACCACAUUAACAGAUAAUUAAUCGCACUUAUAAGUUUCUAAAAUAGUUUUACAAACUAUUUUCAUAAAAACCAACAAAGAAUGACGUGUUUUUAGAGUUAUGUCGGCAUCAUUUCAGAAUUUUACUCCAGUAAUGGAGACACAUCUCCUUUUCAUACCUUUUUGUUCAGUAAAUUUGCAAACACCUCUGAGAUUAUUCAGACUGUCCUUAAUUGAAAAGAACCUCUGUAUUGAGUCAGAAAGCAUUUUUGAUUUUGCUCGAAACAUUAUUUGCAUUAUUUUAUAAUAAAUCAGAUCAUAAAAUGUCAUAACAUGAGAAUUUAGAAGAAGCGUCUCCGUGUGAUCAUAAUAAUCAGUCUUAUUGAUAAUACGUAUAGCUUGUUUUCGCAGUUUUAUUAUUGAUUUUAUAUUGGUUUUAAAAAAGGUUUGUAAUAAAAAAAAACGUUUGUACUGUCCAGUUCAGAGAUUCAGAAAGAUUUCAGAUUAGUCCAAACUGAAAACGUAUCCUUUUAGUCUUGCUUUUAACUAAAUUUUAAAUCAUUAAGUUUGUUGAAGUGUUUUAUUUCAUUCCAUACUUUAUUUCAUUCAGUUAAUAUUAAAAAUAUUUCGUACAAACAAAGAAAAAAAAUACAAACAAACAAAAUACAAACAAAUUUCAAACAUGUGAAUGAAAAGGAGCAGAAAGAAGAAAACUCUCAUAGAGUCUGCCCCUCUUUCAUAAGAUAUAAAUCAACUAAACACAAUAAAAAUAAACAAGAGCUGCAGGCUAACACACCUUUUUACAGUUCAGUAUAUCUUAUUUUCAAAAACGAACAGAAAAGACCACAUUAAUUCACAUUUUUUCCACAAAACAAACAGACCAAGACUUAGAUGAACAUAUUUCCCUGUAUUUACUCAACAUACUGGAUUUGACUCUUUUUUUUUUUUUUUUUUUAAGAUAAAAUUUGAUUUAGUUUCUUUAGUUUCUUUGUUCAGAUUGUUCCACAAACGUAUUCCUCUCACUGUAACACAGCGCUCUUUCAGUUUAGUUCUGAAUCUUUGGCUUUUUAAAUAUUUUAAAUCCUUUUAAAUUAUAACAAUUUUGUCUUUUUUCAAAUCGGCUCUGUGUGUUGACUGGUAAAAACUUCCUAUGAGCUUUACACAUAAUCUGCAACAUUCUGAAAUCUACUAACUCGCUGAAUUUCAACAACUGCAGUUUAACAAAUAAUGGGUUUGAAGGAUCUCUGUCUGGACUUCUACUAAUAAAAAAUUCAAACCGCAAAGCACCCUCUGCACACUUCCUUUUUCAUAUGUCUGAGUACAACUUUCUUAAAAACAUCACACAAACAUCUUAAUUCUGUACAUGACACCUUAAUUACCAACUAUUAAGAAAAGCCAAAGCUAAAAUCUUCAUACUAUGGAUACUGUUCUUUUCCUCUGUACAGGGUGAUCUAUAGCCUCCCUGGAGCUUUUAUCCUUCUUCCUGUUAUCCAUCAGAACAUGACUGCGAUGAGCACAACUGUUAAUUCUUUAUUUCUUUGUCAAAUCGUCUCCAAAUUUACAAUAUAUUCUAACAGGGGUUGGGUUGGGGUAGAUAAGGGUUUUAUUUGUUUCUUAAAGCACUUUUUGCUACAUCAUUUUUGUAUGAAAAGUGCUAUAAAAAUGAAGACUGAUUGAUUGAUUGAUUGAUUGAUUGAUUGAUUGAUUGUUGUGUUUUAGGUGUUCAAACUCCUCACAGACCUAAAGGAACAGAGGAAGGACAGCGGGAAGAACAAACACAGCAUCGGGCAGCAGAACCUCAACACCAUCAUGUAUGAGGUCAGCACACAUCUCCUCCUUUUUCGCACUGGCAUGAACCUGCUCUGUGUGUAGCGAGUGCUUUCCUUCAACAAAAAAGGCCGCUGGGGUUUAGGUUUGCUUGCAUCUGUGACUCGCUUGAAUGAUCAGUCCGGUUUGAGUGUUGAAAAAUGAUUUAUUGUUCAAAAAAGGAAAGAAAAUACGCUGAUUACUUUUGCCUUCAACUGAAAAAGUGAUACGAUGAAUAAAUGAAGUGGUCAAAAACAGUCAACAGAAAAUAAUCAGUGCUUACCAAACCCAUCGUCUGACUACACCUGUCACAUUUAAAUAACCCACCAAACAUCCCAAAACCACACCCCUCAGUGACGAUCCCGGAAGUGACGUACCUAUAGAAAUAAAACUUUCAACAAAUAUAUUUUGGCUCCUACACUGUGAAUUUAUUCAGAGUUUUGCAUGAGCUUACCCACAGUUUCCUCUGCUUUUACUCUCUUUAGACGCUGAAGUAUCUGUCGAAGACACCCUGCAGCAGGCAAAGUCCAGAGAUCGUCAAAGAGUUCCUCAACACAAUGAUGCCUCACAAACUCACAAAGUCAGUGAGCCCCACAGAGCAGAACAGUUUACCCUUCAUAUCUGAACAGAAAUAUAUUUAUAUUGUGCUCAAACUGAUUUGUUGUAUUUAUUUAUCGCUUUGUAAACAUAUUAUCUGAUAUUUUUCACCCAUCAGGGCCGAGAAACUGAUGCUCCUGAACCAUCGGCCGCAGACUGCAGUAGAAAUUCAACUUGUGAGUGUUUCCUGUAUUAAUAUAAGUUUUUAUCAACCACCAGUGCAUGUUUCUUUUACUAUUUUGACACAUUUAUUGUGAUACACUAAGACCAGGUUAUAUUUUAUGUUGGUUUCACACAACCUAAAAAGGUGUUAAAAAGUCAAUAUGAGAAUAAAAUGAUCAGUUUCAUUUAAUCGUCCCCAAAAAUUCACUCUUUACACUGUUUCUGCACUGUGUCGGUGAGUAUUUGAGUCCCUGAUAGAACAGGGUUAGGUGUAGGAAUGUAUUAUUAUUAACAAAAGUACUACCAGUGUGUCGUUUGUCGACAUCUACAUUUCUUUUUCUAUUCCCGGGGUACAAGAAACACAGGACCACCCUUGUGACAAAAAUGGAAACAAUGCUGAACCACAACCCCUUACAUCAGAUUAUGUGAUGGGAUGAUUGGCUGCCAUGACAGCAAAUGAUCAUGAAUUUAGUCUUUUUUUAUCCCCGUACUAUUAACAUGAGAUAUUUGAUUGAACUUUUUUUCAAUGGUGCACUUGAUUCCAUUUUAUACUUUUAACUUCAACCUUGUAAUGAAGUUAUAUUUUCCACUAAAUUAGAGCACAAACGUAUGUUCAAGUAUCUACCAUACUUGGGAAAGAUGGUCUUUGGUGCACAUUGUAGCUUUUCUGCCGUGGUUUGGUAUCAGGAACUUUGAGGCCCCACAAUUACAUACUUAGAUGUAAUUGUAACUAGUGAGACAAUUUCAGCACCCCAUGUAUUAAUUUCUUCAGUUCCUGUAGAUAUUUUACCUGAAAUUUAAGACAUUUUCAAUCAGGUUAGAGGGAAGAUAAUUGAGAAAAACACUGGAUCAAAAUUUUGGACAACUUGACCAAAUUAAAAGUUUCAUUUUCGUCUGAUUAUGUCAAACAGUUACAAAAUAGAAGUGGUUUGGAACCUUUUCAUCCAAUUUUAUGGUAAAGAUCACUGUCAAAAGCCUCACAGAGGUGGACCUUUUGAUUUAUUUUUGAAUUUUCUUUUUUAUUGAUUUCACAUAUCAAUAUUCCAUCAACAUUUUACAUAGCCUCUUUACGGAGCCUCUUGUAUUGUUUGGGUUAGGGUUACUAUUAGACACAGAAAAUGGUAGAAAUGCAAUUAGAGAUUAAAAAUGCCGUCCUUAAUGAACACUAGGUGGUGCUAUCAUCAACAAUGGGAAUUAGAUACUAGAAAUGGAGUCCUGAAUCUACAGCCUUAUGGGUCUGCAGACACAUGCUACUUCUUAAAUCUUUUAAACAGCAUUUGACAUGUAACUACAUAUUUAAGUAAGUGGCUGGUCUGAUACUUUUCCUCAUAUGACAUGAUCUGCAUCAGUAGAGACACUUAUCUGCCGUCUCCCUCACUCGGCUAAUUUAUUGUCUGUUUGUGUUCAGCUGGUGGAGGAGAGUGAAGAGCGGCUAUCAGAGGAGCAGAUCGAGGAGCUCAUCCAGAUCGUCUCAGACGCUUUACCUGGUGACCCUGAGCAAGAAAACGCAGAUGCAGAGAUGGAGGUCGCUGGUGAACAGUCUUGACACGGCGACGGAUCAGAACGACUCAGACUUUGGUGGAAAACUGGCGUACUAUCUGUGAUUGACAAAGAACUGGACUGGUUUCUCAUCCCAAUUAUAAGUAAGCAUCAAGCUGACAGAAGGGAUAAACAAUGUCUGCCUGGUUGUGACUAAAAAGACUCGAUGACUUCUUUAUUUCAUGGAGGAGAAAAUGAACAAGCACUUGGAUCCAAAUGAGCCUCUCAGUAAAGCAGGUUUUUCUACAGUGAGCCGCUGAUGUUUUGCAUUUGAUUUGUGUAAUUUGUGUUUCAGCUUGGGUAAUACUGAUGCAUACACAGUCUACUUAUUGUGACGUAUAUUUUUGGCUCUCCACGCACGCUGGUAGUCACUUUCCAUCUUGGUUUGUGAAAUGAGAGGUUUUUGCUGCUCUGUGAUUAACCAAGUCAGCCGAGCAAUUUGACUUCCACCUCUAUGAAGUCAGACGACAGUAUCAGAGCGGCUUUGCAACAACAGACAUGUUCGAAAAGAGGAAUUGAUGUUUACUUUUCUGUCAUUUUUUUCCACAACAUGCUAUUUUCCGUGGGUAAUAUAAUGAAGAGUAUCUGCUGAAACGUGUUUGGAAACUUUUGUUAACAACUAAAGCUCUCAGUACAGACUGCUGGCUUUUUCACCUGGUUUACAUGUGCUGCACCUAGGGCUGGGUGAUAUGGGAGAAAGUUUAUCACAAUAUUUUUUGUUUAUAUCAGUCAAUAUCGAUAAAUGUCACACAAAAACACUUGUCAAUCUCAAACGUUCCCUAAACAAAGACACAUUCAUUCAUAAUGUGCCUUAAGGUCUUUACACACCAAGAACGACACAAAUAUACGACGCGAAAUCACGAAACAUUCUGAGGCAAAUUUUGACGGGCCUGACUAUACACAUCAAGCGCGAUGCAAUUUUGCGACUUUCCCGGGGGUAAGCGAGAAGACUGACACAACAGCAGACUGACUGUUUUCAGUUCUGAUUAGACUAAGGUGACAAGACGUCCCCGAUUUCUGAGGACAGUCCCCGACAAAAGCUGUCCCCAAAAAUGUCCCAGAUUUAAGCGUUUCAUGAAUAAGAACAAAAAUGUUGCGUGAAGACUAGAACAACGGUUAUUAUAGUAGCCGAAUGAGUAGGAAGAACAAGUAAGCAGUCCUGAACAAGAGUUUUUACGGGGUACGGGGGUUAUCUGUGAUCAUGCAGCCCAGGCACCCCACGUGACUGCUUCACGUGUUAAAGUGCUAUGAUUGCAUGUAGCUGCAGCCUGCUACUACGCAGUUGUUUGCUACUUGGUUCUAAUUCAGCACAAGAUUUGUUCAGCGUGACGCAACUCCUACCAAAACAUGACUAUCGAUAUAUAUAUAGUUAUCGUUUUAUCACCCAGCCCUAGUUGCACCCCACCUACAGUUCUCCUUUUAUCUGCAUCAUACUGGUAGCAGAUAUGUAAUAAUCCUCCUGGGUCAUUUUGUAACAACCUCAUAAUUGUUACUUGUGACCAUUGAAGAUGUAAACUGCAGCUUCAUACAUAAACACAGACACUCUUUAAUCUUC
Molecule: messenger RNA, 6474 nt
Organism: Xyrichtys novacula (pearly razorfish)
Lineage: Eukaryota; Metazoa; Chordata; Actinopteri; Labriformes; Labridae
Source: the annotation of a GenBank genome assembly